AUGGCGAGAAGCAGGGGCGUGCUGUCGGCGGCGGUGGGUGAUGGGGAUGACAAGUACCUGCAGUACCGGUGCCUGGUGUGCCACGAGACGAUGGCGUUCCGCAACGUCCCUGACAAGCGGCUGGUGGAGCACCUCCACCACCACUGCCCCGCGGUCACGCCUGCCGUCCGCAGCCGCCUCCCGCGCCCCAACCGCCCGCCAUCAGAAGCCGCCGCCCACAAACGGACCAGGCGCCGCCAACACCUAGGAGUGCAUGAUUCUGCUAACGGAUUGUGUUGUUCUAAUGGAUGGAUGGAUCGCUCCUGCUCUGCUGUGACCUCCCCCUCCCUCACUCGCUUCGCUAGGCUGGAGGAGGCGACGGGCGUCUUCUUCGACGCGGGCUACAUGGAGCACUUGAUGAGCAUGGGGUUGUGGUACAAGGCAGACGGCUACCUGCAGCAUUUCCUCCCCGCCCCCGGCCACAUGAGCGAUCGGUCCCUGGCCCUCGUCUUUCACCUCCGUCGCGCCUGGACCCUCGCCGCCGUCGCCGAAGGCGGCCCUGACGCUGCAGGGUUCGCCUCCACCUUCGACGUAGACUUCCUCGCUCCGUGCCCCCGCGCCGCCCGCUUCCGGAAGCUCCUCCACAAAAUGCACGCCCAGCAACCCAGGGCCUCCGUGAUCUGGGAGAAGGUUGCACCUAACGCUGUGAAGAUGGCCAUGGACAUGGUUGCAGAUUGUCCUGAGUUAAAGGACAAGCUGCAGGAGUUGCCACACAACAGGCCGUGGGAGGUUACUCCUCUGAUUGGAGCACGACGACCACACAGGCGUCGCAUCAGCAAGGCAGCUGACCGCACACCGGCAGAUGUUCUCUCUCGCGCCUUUCUGCGGCGGAAGAGGUUACAUUCGGUUCAGGAGACGAAUGCUUAUUCAGUUCCUAGCAAUGCAUCACCGAGUUAUGUGGAGUCAAAUAUGAAAAACGAACCAAUUACUCCAAAGCCCAUCAUUCACGGAGGUUUCCCAAUUAAUGCACCAUCAAGUUAUGUGGCAUUCAAUAAAGAAACUGAACAAAUUGCUCCAGAGCCCAUAUUUCUUAGAGAGCCACAGGCAAAGGAGAAUGUGAGUCAACUCUAGAGAAACAGGACGUACCCAGCUCUUAAUAGGCAAUAUAUCACAUGAUUGAUGUUGGAAUAUUCGCAAAGAUACUACUACAUUUGGUUGCAUAUAUUGGUAGAAAGUAAAGCCUAAAGCCUUAGAACUAGGCAGAUGAUAUGUCACGAUGACUAUGUGCAUUAUCAUCUGUUAAUUGUGAACCACUCUUACUUUGGACUGGCGUUAGUUGAUGACAAGUAAGCCAAUCACGGCUGAUGCCUAGUUGGCAAACCAAUUUAAACAUUGCUGAAAUUUGUUGAGAGCCUACCACGGCUGAUCCCUAGAUUGCAAACCAAUUUAAACGUUGUUGAAAUUUGUUGAGAUGUGGCUGAAGCCGAAUGGCAUUUGUAAUUUCUUUCUUCUUGCAACAAAUAAACAGAUGCUAUAUUUUUACAUGUAUGAUUGGCUCGGUUAAAACUUAAA
Panicum virgatum (switchgrass) is the source of this 1551-nucleotide messenger RNA. RefSeq lists its product as uncharacterized. The transcript is spliced from 8 exons. The record is from RefSeq and is a predicted model, not a curated record. The coding region runs from base 1 to 1110 and encodes 369 amino acids. NCBI's taxonomy places the organism in Eukaryota, Viridiplantae, Streptophyta, Magnoliopsida, Poales, Poaceae.